UCGGGAUUUAUCAUCGCGACGCAAAUUCCUCCACGAAGCUCCUGCCCUCUGUUUCUUUCAAAUACCAAACUUUGUCCAAAUCUCGGAGGCUUGUGUCCAGGGCAUUCCAUCACAGCCAAUCUUUGAAAUCACAGAUUCACUUUUGUUUCACUUGCCCGCUUUCUGUCCCUCUCCGGUGCAUAUAUCAUGCUUGCCGCUUCCACGCUGCGAAGAACACUGCUUACGAGCGCGCGCUUUCGCACAGCUACGAUUGAAACCGUAAUCACAGGCUCAGCAUCAACAACAACCUCCCUAAAUCUAAACCUAUACCGACCACUGCUUACACCUCGGUUCUUCUCGAAUACCAGCAAAAUGGGCAAAGAGGGCGUGCACAACUUGGCCAAGAAGGCUGAAUUCGAUGAGGCUCUGAAAACAAAAGACCAACUCAUCGUGCUCGACUGUUUCGCCACCUGGUGCGGACCUUGCAAAGUCAUUGCUCCGCAGGUCGUUAAAUUCUCCGACGUCUACCCGACCGCUAAGUUCUACAAACUCGACGUCGACGAAGUCCCUGACGUCGCCCAGGAACUCGGUAUCCGCGCCAUGCCCACCUUCCUACUCUUCAAGAAUGGAGAGAAGGUAGCCGAAGUCGUAGGCGCGAAUCCAAAGGCGUUGGAGGCAGCCAUCAAGGACAACAUGCCCAAGGGAGAGGCGUCGGCAUAGGCUCGGACCCAAGCGCAUUCAGACGACACGAAUUAAUGGACGGAAUAGCUUCCCGGGCACUUUCUAGGAAUUCAGAAGGGUGGCUGAUGCACUGGCGGGGACACGGAUAGAUUGG
Molecule: messenger RNA, 814 nt
Organism: Lindgomyces ingoldianus
Lineage: Eukaryota; Fungi; Ascomycota; Dothideomycetes; Pleosporales; Lindgomycetaceae
Product: thioredoxin-domain-containing protein
Exons: 4
Coding region: 187-699 (170 amino acids)
Molecular function (GO): protein-disulfide reductase activity
Source: RefSeq, a predicted model, not a curated record